AUGGUGAAAUUGGUGCAUGGAUCUCUUUCUAGCUUUCAGCUUGUGAUGUCUAACAACAUAGCAUUAAAACAAGGCAGAAAAGAUGAAAGCCAGGGUUCGGGUGGUGGCCGGAAAACGUCUUCCCUGAGGCCCCCGGAGCAAACACUCAACUGCCCAAGAUGCGAUUCUAACAACACCAAGUUCUGCUACUACAACAACUAUAACCUCACCCAGCCCAGGCACUUUUGUAAGACCUGCAGAAGGUACUGGACCAAAGGUGGAGCCUUACGCAACAUCCCAGUAGGGGGAGGUUGCAGGAAGAGCAAGAAGGCAAAGUCUUCUACUUCAAAGUUUGUCAUCGGAGAUUCAUCAUUGGAUAAUGGAGGGCUGAAACUGUUGGACGGUCUUUCGCCGCCCAUCAUGGAUUUUCAGCUUGGUGGGAUAAACUUCCCUCCUAGGCUUAAUCAGUUCACUUCCUCAUAUGGAGAGGCAUCAAGUAGUAAUCUUCCCUUUAUGAAUCUUGACCCUUUAGGGUUUAAUUUCCCUUUGUCCACUCAUGCAACAAAACAAGGAGAUCAUCACAAUCAAAGUGGAGGAGGAUUAGCAAAUUUUCAAGAAAUGGGUUUUACGUACACAAAUCUUCAUCACAGUGCCAGCCUUACUUCUUCUAUAGAGUCCUUGAGUUCUUUAAACCAAGAUUUGCAUUGGAGGUUGCAGCAACAGCGAUUGGCUAUGCUGGUCGGUGGUGGUGGAGGAGGAACAGUAGGAGGAGAAAAUGAGCAUCAGCGACAGCAGCCAAAAGAAACUGGCUUACAACCCAUCUUGUUCCAUAAUCUUGAAAUUCCAAAAUCAACUCCAACUUCCAUAGACGGUGAAUCAAGAAAAGAUGGUAGCAGCACUGGCAACGGCGAUGUUGGUGGUUUGACGACUGAGUUGUUCUUUGACAACAAUUAUGCACCGGUGAACCUGCAGAAUCCGACCUCCGCAAUGAACCCAGAAAAUGAUCAAAACGGAAACGUUAACAACUGGAAUGGGAUUCAAGCCUGGAACCACAUGAAUCAGUACAGUGCUUUUCCAUAGCUCUUGGGAUAAUUUUAGAAGAGAAAUAUCAGGUUGGAUUUAUAUGUUCUUAAACAAUUCAAACGGGAAGAAUCGAAAGAACGAAUUAUUUAUGGCCGUCUGCAUUUGGGUUGUGUUUUCUUCUCUAAAGCUUAAAAGUUCUUGCUAG
Messenger RNA from Cynara cardunculus var. scolymus (artichoke), 1207 nucleotides. RefSeq names its product dof zinc finger protein DOF5.7-like. Bases 1 to 1059 code for a protein of 352 amino acids. The record is from RefSeq and is a predicted model, not a curated record. The transcript has 2 exons. Gene Ontology annotation, biological process: regulation of DNA-templated transcription. Gene Ontology annotation, molecular function: DNA binding; DNA-binding transcription factor activity. NCBI's taxonomy places the organism in Eukaryota, Viridiplantae, Streptophyta, Magnoliopsida, Asterales, Asteraceae.